Spodoptera frugiperda (fall armyworm) is the source of this 2135-nucleotide messenger RNA. RefSeq names its product microfibrillar-associated protein 1 (gene Mfap1). Bases 189 to 1517 code for a protein of 442 amino acids. Gene Ontology annotation, biological process: mRNA splicing, via spliceosome. Gene Ontology annotation, molecular function: RNA binding. The record is from RefSeq and is a predicted model, not a curated record. Lineage: Eukaryota; Metazoa; Arthropoda; Insecta; Lepidoptera; Noctuidae. Gene Ontology annotation, cellular component: U2-type spliceosomal complex. The transcript is spliced from 9 exons.
GUGAUUUCAGUGUGGUUGAUGGUUGUGUUUAUUUCUUCACUUUAUGAUCCAAUAAUUCCUACUGAUACAUAUAAUUUACUUACAUCUUAAACUCUAUUACACUGUCUUUCUUCAUCUAAUAUCUGUGUGGAAUCUAAAUUUUAUCACGAAAAGUUUAAGUGACUGAAAAGCAGUAUCCGUAAGACAAAAUGAAUACGCUUCCAGCCCAGCCCGUUGGGAUACAGAGUACAGCAGGUGCUGUUCCCAUCCGAAAUGAAAAAGGAGAGAUUUCUAUGCAGAAGGUGAAAGUACAGAGGUACAUAUCGGGUAAAAAGCCAGACUAUGCCCAAGGAGCAUCGUCGUCAGAAGAAUCUGAUACUGAAGACUUUAUUGAGCAACAGAAGCCAGAUCGCAGGCAGCAGACCUUACCACAGAUUAUAAGCAAGAAGGAAGAACACCAUAGUGAUUCUGAGAAAGAAGUUGAUGAUCCGCGUUUGCGGCGUUUAAGACAAGCAGCCCAGUCUCCUCCGAGACGAGCUGAGCACAAGCCAGAGAUCAUUGAUGCAGAGCCUGAGGAGGAGCAUGAAAGUAGUGUUGAAGAAUUCAAGGACAGUUCUGAGAGUGAGGAUGAACUUGAUGAAGAAGAGAUUGAGAGACGCCGACAGGCUCUCAAAGCUAAACUUGCUGCCAGGGAAGCUGAGAAGGAGGUACUUGGUAGAGAUGAUGAUGAGGAGAUGUUGGAUGGAGAUAAGGAAGAGAGUGGCUCAUCAGACACUGAGUACACAGACAGUGAGGAAGAUACAGGUCCUCGCGUGAAACCCGUUUUCGUAAGGGCCUCAGACAGAAUGACAGUGCAAGAGAGAGAACGGAAAAUAAAACAGCAGAAGAAAGAAGAAGCAGAAGCUAGGAAAGAAAAAGAAGAAAGGAGAAGAGAGGCUCUGAAACUGGUUGAAGAGACCAUAAGGUCUGAGCAGAGGGCUACACAGGGUGAACAUAAAGAAGGUAACAUCAACGACGUAUGCACCGAUGACGAGAACGAUGAACUCGAGUAUGAAGCGUGGAAGUUACGUGAAAUGAAGCGCAUCAAACGUGACAAGGAAGAGAGAGAAGCUGUGGAGAAGGAACUAUUGGCUAUCGAGCGUAUGCGUAACAUGACUGAAGAGGAACGCCGCGUGGAACAACGCCUCAAUCCCAAACUCGUCACCAACAAGUCUGUCAAGGGCAAAUACAAGUUCCUACAGAAAUAUUACCACAGGGGUGCCUUCUACUUGGACAAAGAAGACGAAGUGUUCAAACAAGACUUCUCUGGUCCAACUUUGGACGAUCACUUUGAUAAGACUGUUUUGCCUAAGGUAAUGCAAGUAAAGAAAUUCGGUCGAUCGGGACGUACGAAAUAUACACAUCUGGUGGACCAAGAUACAACGGAGUUUGAUUCAGCUUGGAGCAACGAAGGCGCAGCGGCUAGACUGGCCAACUUCAGAGGAGGCAUGAAGCAAGUUUUUGACAAACCGUCCGCUAAGAGGAAGCAUAAUGUCUGAUAAUUAUAUACUUUAUCACUGUACAGUUGAAGAGAAUAAAUAGGUAAUAAAAUAAUGGCGGAUUUAGUGGACACGAGGUCUGUAGCAAAUUUUAUCGAGACAUGGUCCUAUUCGUGGGCUCCCUUUCGUGCAGGUUAUUUUUCUGCGCGGACCUCUUUCAAGAAUGGCCUUUAGCUAUAGGUCUUGUGUUAUACGUGGUCUUGAAGGCAACAAACUUAAAGGAUUGUGUUCUAAAAGUACUGAAUAUUAGAUUUUUAUAAGCUCAGCAAUAAAUAUAAAGUUGAAUAAUGACGAAUGGUACCAGAAAACUUGCCAUAAAAUUUAGCAAUGCUAGUUUUGAUUGGGUAAAAAGAAAUCACCUACAUACGUAGACGCCAGCAGAUUGCCCUGUUCUAAUAAUAGAUUUUCUAUUUUAUGAGUUUGUUAUUGUGUCGAAAAUCUAAUGACUUUGUUGGGGUCUGUGCUAGAUAACUGGAGCUAUGCCUUAUCUAUUUUUACCGAUCAUUUGACUGUACAAAAGUGUUGUGUGUGUUGUCUGUUAUUACGAUGACGAUUGUAAAUAUUAUUAGGUUAAUGAAAUCUUAGCUUAAGUUUCAAAAAUAAAUAGUGGAAAAUUGA